AUGCUUCAGGUUGGGCACUACCUCCAUGCAUUAUUUUCAAAGGCAAAGAAUUCAUUGAAUCUUGGUUCGACAAUCUUGCAAAUGAUUGGCGCUUUGAAGUCAGUCCUAAUGGAUGGACCUCUGAUGAAAUUGGCCUUCGAUGGCUUGAAAAACUAUUCAUUCCAUCGACUUAUUCACGGACAAAAGGUCAAUAUCGACUUUUGA
Messenger RNA from Penicillium digitatum Pd1, 204 nucleotides. NCBI's taxonomy places the organism in Eukaryota, Fungi, Ascomycota, Eurotiomycetes, Eurotiales, Aspergillaceae. The record is from RefSeq and is a predicted model, not a curated record.